AUGAUGGCUCAGUCAGAUUUAGAUCUAAAAGAGACGGCCUUGAAAGAGGAUUUGAAGUUUUACUUCAUGAACCCAUGUGAAAAAUACAGAGCAAGACAUCAAAUACCGUGGAAACUGGCUCUGCAGAUUUUGAAGAUCCUCAUGGUUACUACACAGCUUAUUUUUUUUGGUUUGAGUAACCAGUUGGUGGUCUCAUUCAAAGAGGAGAAUACUGUUGCUUUUAAACACCUGUUCCUGAAAGGCUAUUCUGGAGUUGAUGAAGAUGACUACAGCUGCAGUAUAUAUACACAACAGGAUGCUUAUGAUAGCAUUUUUUAUGUUAUUAAUCAGUACAAGCAAUUAAAGAACAUAUCCCUGGGGACACUUGGUUAUGAAAGUGAAGGAUCAGGUUUAAAAAUAUGUAAACAACAGUACAAGAAAGGCACAAUGCUUCCUUCCAACGACACGUUGAACAUAGAUGUUUCUACUGAAACAGAAUGUAUCUUUUUUAAGCCACAGGAGCUAGCUGGUAAGAAGGCUGAACUGAAGCUGAACUCCUCUUUUUUCAAUCUUGAAUUUUACAGGCUUAUACAGGUUGAAAUCUCUUUCAAGCUGAAAGGCAUCGCUUUACAGACAAUCCAUGCCCGUGAAUUGCCUGACUGCUAUGUGUUUCAAAAUACUAUAACUUUCAAUAAUAGAGCCCACAGUGGAAAAAUCAAAAUCUAUUUUGAUAGUGAUACUGAUAUUCAGGAAUGUAAAGACUGGCACAUAUUUGGCUCAGUUCUCCAGAAGAACACUCAGUAUAUUCUAGUCUUUGAUGGAUUUGUCAUUUUAAGUUGUUUUGCUUCUCUCAUUCUCUGCACACGAUCCAUUGUUCUUGCCUUGAGACUACAAAAAAGAUUUGUGAACUUCUUCUUGGAGAAAUAUAAGCGUCAUGUCUGUCAUGCUGAUCGCCUGGAGUUCAUAAAUGGAUGGUAUGUGCUGGUAAUUAUCAGUGAUGUGAUGACAAUCAUUGGGUCAAUCCUAAAAAUGGAAAUAAAAGCCAAGAACCUCACAAGUUACGAUGUCUGCAGCAUUUUACUUGGAACAUCGACUUUAUUUGUCUGGGUUGGAGUCAUCAGAUACCUGGGAUAUUUUCAAACCUACAAUGUGCUCAUUUUAACUAUGCAGGCGUCACUGCCCAAAGUGCUCAGGUUUUGUUGUUGUGCUGGGAUGAUUUAUCUUGGCUAUACUUUCUGUGGCUGGAUUGUCCUGGGACCUUACCAUGAAAAGUUUGAAGAUCUGAACACAGUGGCAGAGUGUCUGUUUUCUUUGGUCAAUGGUGAUGAUAUGUUUGCAACAUUUGCUCAAAUCCAGCAGAAGAGCACACUGGUGUGGGUGUUCAGUCGGUUAUAUCUGUACUCCUUCAUUAGUCUGUUUAUAUACAUGAUCCUCAGCCUGUUUAUUGCGCUCAUUACUGACUCCUAUGACACCAUAAAGAAGUACCAACAAAGUGGGUUUCCAGUAACAGAUCUACAUGAAUUUCUAAAAGACCAUGGCAGUGUUGGUUACAGAAAAGAACAGACUUCCAUGCCAUUCAUCUGCUGCUGCAGGAGACAACAGAGUGAUGACAACUUGAUACUUAUUAAUUGA
This is a messenger RNA of Apaloderma vittatum (bar-tailed trogon), 1611 nucleotides long. It is a transcript of the gene MCOLN2, whose product is annotated as mucolipin 2. The transcript is spliced from 13 exons. Gene Ontology annotation, cellular component: lysosomal membrane; plasma membrane. The record is from RefSeq and is a predicted model, not a curated record. NCBI's taxonomy places the organism in Eukaryota, Metazoa, Chordata, Aves, Trogoniformes, Trogonidae. Bases 1 to 1611 code for a protein of 536 amino acids. Gene Ontology annotation, molecular function: NAADP-sensitive calcium-release channel activity.